Messenger RNA from Coregonus sp. 'balchen', 1196 nucleotides. Lineage: Eukaryota; Metazoa; Chordata; Actinopteri; Salmoniformes; Salmonidae. The record is from the annotation of a GenBank genome assembly.
AUGUUUGGAGGGUCUAGUCCCCAGCCAGCAGCUACUCCUCAAACUUCAGGUUCUAUGUUGGGUGGAUUGUUUGGAGGUUCUAGUCCCCAACCAGCUACAACUACUCCUCAAACAGCACCAACAAUAACCGCUGAGAACAAAAUAUCAACAGCUACACCUGACACCACCCCAGCAGAUAGCACUGCCAAAAUAAAAGAGCCAGGAGACACACACAGUUACGUUGCACAAAGACUCACAAAUUGUCUGAGGCACCUAGACAACCUGAUGCCAAAACUCAACCUCAGGAGUCAGUUCCUUCAAACCUGAUGCUAAGGCUGUUGAAGUAGCCCAAGGCCAAGGGAUUGAGAAACUUCCUGCUUCAGCUCUGGACUGUCAAUCAAAAGAAGCUGAAAUCUCUACAGCAUCAGGGCAACCUGCUAAAACAGAACAGCCCUCGAAAGCAGAACAACCUCCAACGAAUGAUCAGUCCAGUUCUUCUGGAAAACAAAUGGCUGUGGAAGGAGAAGUAAUACAUGAGAAGCCCGGGGUAAUUGUGGGAGAACCUGAAAGUAAGGAAACAGACAAAUCAGGCCCACCAGUGGAAAGUGCCCAGAAGAUUACCCCAGCUGACCAGUUUCCAAAGACUGAAGAGCCAGCCCUCCAAGUUCCUGUUUGGUGGUUUUAUGUCAGGAACUGAUGAUGCUGGAAAGUCUUUUGGAUCCAUGUUUUCAUCUACGCCUACAAUUCCCCAAGCCCUUCCCAUAAUUCCUCAUGCAGAAGCAGGUGGUGGUGUGUUCUCAGGAUUCAAAACAAUAUCUGCAGGCCUGUUUCAGGAGGAGAAGCCAGGUGUAGCAAAGCAAGAACCAUCCACUGCCUCUCUGUUUGGGGCAAAAUUAGGUUACUGGGGGGCCGCCAAUCCUCCCAAACCAUAAGCUCCCCCAGUUGUUACCACUCAGCCCAAAGCUAAUGAUAAGCCAACCAAGGAGAAAAUAGAUCAGAGUUCGGUAGGUCUCCCUGGUGACUUGGCCAAACCCCAGAUUUGCAUCUCCACACUCGAGGUAGAUCCUCCAGCAUCCCUUUCCCAAAAGGAGAAGGAAAGCCUUGUAGAAGAACCCCCCCCCCCCCACCCCCCCUCUGCAGAUCCCACCUCUGGAGUGCAUCUGGACAACCAGUCCAAGAAGGACCUAUUGAGUGCUAAAAGGCCAGUAGAAGCAUAA